AUGGCUCUCUCGAAGGAGUAUAGUCUCGGCCUGCAAUAUAUUCCAAAUGAUACUCCCCUCGAGGACAUUGUUCACCUCAUGAAGCGCGAUGGAGCCGUCGUCGUGCGCAAUCUCAUCCCAACCGAAAUCCUAGACAAGACGUACGACGAAGUCAAAGACAGGAUCAAUCAGGAUCUUGAAUGGGAUGGCGCCUUCUUCCCAAAGGAAACAAAACGAGCCCCGUCCCUGAUUGCCAGAAGCCCAACCUACACCAAGACACAAGUGAUGAACCCACUGUUCCAGUCUGUCUGUGCGUACUUCUUAACUACACGAAACACGUUCUGGUGGGGCGACAAACCCAAGGAGUCUGUAUCGAAGCCUCAAAUCACAUCGUGCGUGGCAAUCGAGAUAGGGCCCGGUGCCAAAGCGCAGCCUUUGCAUCGCGACUCAUACAUUCAUCACCGCGUGGUCCCUCAGAUUAGCGAAUGGGAUGAUGAACGUGACAAGGAUAGAGAGCCGACUAUUGGCAUGUUUGUUGCUGGGUGUAAAGUGAGGAGGGAAAACGGGGGGACGCAGAUUAUACCGGGGAGUCAUCUAUGGGCCACAAAACCAGAUAACCCUCCAUCCUUGGAAGAGACCAUCGUCCCUGAACUCGAGAGAGGAGACGCCAUCAUCAUGUUUGCCUCGCUCUUCCACGGCGGCGGCAACAAUACCACGUCUGACCAGCACCGGCUCGUCUACUCUACCUUUGCCGUUCGAGGAUACCUCAGACAAGAGGAGAAUCAGUAUCUGGCUGUUCCUAAGGAUAUUGUGAAGCAAUACGACAAGGCCACGCAGGAGUUCAUUGGUUAUUACAUUAGCGAGCCGGCUGGGGGCUGGGUUGAGGAGCUGGAUCCAUACUACACUCUGUAUCCUGAGAAGCUGAAGGAUGCCAAGUUAGAGGACUUUUAA
Messenger RNA from Aspergillus puulaauensis, 930 nucleotides. RefSeq names its product phytanoyl-CoA dioxygenase family protein. The record is from RefSeq and is a predicted model, not a curated record. The coding region runs from base 1 to 930 and encodes 309 amino acids. NCBI's taxonomy places the organism in Eukaryota, Fungi, Ascomycota, Eurotiomycetes, Eurotiales, Aspergillaceae. The transcript has 3 exons.